Molecule: messenger RNA, 2387 nt
Organism: Vidua chalybeata
Lineage: Eukaryota; Metazoa; Chordata; Aves; Passeriformes; Viduidae
Gene: CCDC148
Product: coiled-coil domain containing 148
Exons: 15
Coding region: 273-2090 (605 amino acids)
Source: RefSeq, a predicted model, not a curated record
CCCAUUGGCUGCUGCUCCGCAUUAAACCCGCCAAUGGCGGGGCGACUUGAGGUUGCCGUGGUUACCGAUGCCGUGAGGGGGAGAUGGCGCGGCGCGGACCGGACGGGACGGACCCGAGCUUAGCCUAGCCUGGCCUGGCCUGGCCUGGCCUAGCCGAGCCGAGCCGUGCCGUGCCUGGGGCGGCUCCGCCGGGACAGCCCGCGGGGACGGGAGGCUGCUCCGGCCCCGCCCGCCGGAGCCGUCGCGGUAUAAAAAAUACAUAAAAAAUAAAAAUGGGUGAACUGGACCAUGGAACGUUGUUUUCAGCUCAUAGGAUUAGUGGUGGAGACAAUUUGGUGGUUCCUGCCAGAAAUGCUCUUUGCAGCCAGAAGUACAAACCUGUUGACUACGAACAUCUGUAUGACCUUGCUGCAGAGGCAAAAAUGGCCUCUGCACAAAUUCAGUUAAAGAUUAAAAAAGCAGAACAAGUUUCAAAAAUUAGCAAAGAGCAAAUGCUGCUGAAACAGCAUCGUCAGGUGUGGUGGCAAGAGUAUAGGAAACUGAGUGACAGCAGGCAAAAAGCAGAAGAAGAAAUGAAGACUUUUCUUGAUGAAGAAAGCCAUAAGAGCAACUUUUUUUUUGAUUUGAGGGACUUGGAGCAGAAAUUGUCCAAGGAGUGGGACGCUUACCAAACAAACGCUUUAGUUCCUGUCUGUCAGCUAAAGGAGGAUUUGAAACUCCAGCUGUCUAAAAUGCAGCGUUACCUCUCAAAAGAAUCUUGUCAGAAACCCAAGAUCAAUUCAGCUGAGGUGUUACAGCAGAUCAAAUUUAUGAAGAAGCAACAGAAGGCAAUUUUGGAAAGUCUCAUCCUUGAGAGUCUGGCUUUGGAAAGAGAGCUCGAAGAGUACAAAGAAAAUGCAUUAGUGCACUCUUCUGAAGAGAAAAACGGGCUUUUCCUUGAAGUUCCUCCCGAGCUGCUGUCUCUGGAAUGCCCUUACCCUGACCUGAAGACCUUGGUGAUCAAGGAGUACCAGGAGCUCGCCAGUGGCUACUGGGCAAAGCUUCAGGAGGUGGAUCAGCAGCUGGAAGCUUUAUCUAGGAGCAGUGACUGGAAGGAAGACGAUCAGUGGGUUUUCCAGACUGUUAUCAAUCAGUACCCAAGUGAUCUUCAGAGGAGGAGGACUUUGUACCUGGAUAUGCUGCAGAGGUAUCUUCCCCACAAAUCCAGGCAGGAGCUGGUGGCUCAUGAGAAGAAUUGGGAUCAUUCCCACUCCAUCAGGAAUUGGCGCAGAGUCUUGCUGUUAACCUGGGCUCAGGUUAGGAAAGCCUUUGUCCUCAGGGCCAUGGCCACUGCUGCUGAAGCUGCUGCUGCUCGUGAGGCAGAAGUGGUGCUGGCUGAUUCCAGGCAAAAGCAACUGGAGAUCUGUGCUGAUCUGAAAGCAAAGGUUCUACAAUGGAAAGCACAGCAGGAAGAAGCUGCUAAACUAGAAGCUGCUGUAGCUGCCAGAAGAAAAGCAAAGGAAGAUGAGAGAGAAAGGCUACAGAGAGAACAGGAAACCAUUCGUAGAGCUCAGGAUAAAGAAAAACUGAAAAAAUACUGGGCUGAGAAAGAGCUCAAGUGGCAAGAACAGGAGGAGAGAGAUCUACAACAUCUGGAGGAACUGAGAAAAUUAAUGGCUGAACAAGCAGCCAAAGACAAAGAAAGGGUGCAGUUCCGACGAGCCCUGCUGGAGAAGCGGCUGCAGGAGAAGAAGGAGCUGGCCCUGCUCCAGGCCCGGCAGGAGGAGGAGAAGGAGAAGCGCCUGGCAGCGCUCCGGCAGCAGGUUGCCGUUGUUGCAAAAUUAGAUCCAGCCAGAGCAGUGGCUGACACGGUGGCAUCAAAAGCUCGGAUGGGCAUUGGAACCAACACCGAGUCUGAGCUGCAGCAGCCCCUGUUCAGGUUGCACACGUACAGUGAGGAGCAGGUCUUUUCUGACCCCAGGAUCCGUGUCGAGCUCGCUCUCCGAGAAGCUGGACUGCAUAAAACACUUUAUGCAAGAGAGGUUUUGUCAAAACUUCCACCACCGAAGCUUCCAAGAAGAGACAUGGAAUCUACAGCUUUUGGAAUGUAGAGCACGUCUCAUCUGAGGGGCAGAGCAGCAUCAGGGCUCUGGGCUGGCCCACAGUAUGCAAACCUUCAAUUCCCUUGGGUUGUCCUAGAAGGGCUCAGUUCCCUGUGUGUGCACUCCAAGCCCUUCUGAGCUGUGCUGCACCACGUUCCACCUGCCCGCUGUGGGUCUGCAGAGGCUGGGCUCUGUGCUCCUGGAGGCUUGCCCACGUCCCUGGAGCUGGGACACCUUGCUGAGGGACUCCUACACACAGCCCAGGCCAAUCUGAUGUGCAGCACCUUGACUAGGAAUUCUUGGGAU